AUGUACGUCGUGAAAGAGGAAGACUCCCACGAGGAGGCUUCCCACAAUCUCGACAAUGAACAUGGUUAUAAUCAGGUGCCACCUUCAUCUGCCUCCUCCGAUCACUCCGACAAGACCCUCGCAUCACCUACAGAUAUACGGCCCGAGAUCGACGCCGCAGAUGCUCAAUUCAUCACUCAAAUGGUCAGCUGUGACAAGCAACUAUCCAAGAUUGCGUCACGAGUCAUAGGCGCUGAUGACCCUGCGCUCGAUCCCGAGAGCAAAGACUUCGACCUCUCCAAAUGGCUACGCUUCAUUGUCCGUCAGCUGAACCACGAAGGCAUUCUUCACUCCAAAGCCAGUGUCUACUUUCGCAAUGUCCAUGUCACAGGCACCGGUGCUGCUUUGCAGCUACAACAGACCGUGGACGGAAUUUUCACCUCCCUUCUUCGUCCACGAGAGACAUUCAGUCUCGGCACUAAAACGCCGAAGCAAAUCCUGAAGCAAUUCGAUGGCGUUCUUGAAAGCGGCGAACUCCUCAUUGUACUUGGAAGACCCGGUUCCGGCUGUAGUACGUUCCUCAAGACUCUGUGUGGAGAGCUACAUGGUUUGGAGCUGGACGAAGCUUCCGAGGUUCAUUACAGUGGCAUCCCUCAACAGACGAUGCAGAAGGAAUUCAAGGGUGAAAUGGUUUAUAACCAAGAGGUUGACAAACACUUCCCUCAUCUGACUGUCGGUCAGACUCUUGAAUUCGCUGCCGCAGCCCGUACUCCCUCUGCCCGUCGGGAGGGACUGUCUCGUGAAGAAUACGCCCAGUCGUUCACCAAGGUGAUGAUGGCAGUCUUUGGACUUUCACAUACCUACAACACCAAAGUGGGCAAUGACACUGUACGUGGUGUAUCCGGUGGCGAACGGAAGCGUGUUAGUAUUGCAGAGAUGGCUCUCGCUAGGGCUCCGCUCGCUGCGUGGGAUAACUCAACGCGUGGUUUGGAUUCAGCGACUGCUUUGCGCUUUGUUCAAUCACUACGACUAGCCGCAGAUAUCGACGAUUCAGCCCAUGCUGUCGCCAUCUACCAGGCCAGUCAAGCGAUCUAUGACUUGUUCGAUAAGGCUGUGGUUCUGUAUGAAGGACGUCAGAUCUAUUUUGGUCCUGCAAGUGCUGCAAAGGCUUUCUUUGAGCGACAGGGCUGGUACUGCCCAUCGCGUCAAACCACCGGAGAUUUCCUUACAUCAGUCACCAACCCGAUCGAGCGUCAGGCACGCGAGGGUAUGGAGAGCCACGUCCCGAGAACGCCAGAUGAGUUCGAGGCUUACUGGCACCGGUCGCCUGAAUACCAGGAGCUACAGCGUAUCAUGAAGCAACACAACGAUGAAGUUACCUCUAACUCAGACGGCAACGUUCGCAAACUCAAGGACCAGAAAAUCCAGGCUCAAGCAGACCACACUCGUUCAGCGUCGCCGUAUCUGCUCAGCGUGCCGAUGCAAAUCAAGAUGAAUACUAAGCGCGCGUACCAACGUGUGUGGAACGAGCGUACAUCUACCAUCACCAGCUUUGUCGGAAAUUGCAUUAUCGCAUUGAUUGUCGGAUCCGUAUUCUACGGCACACCAUCCGAGACCAGCAACUUCUACCAGAAAGGCGCCGUGCUUUUCUAUGCAGUACUCCUUAACGCCCUGACAGCCAUGACCGAGAUCAACAGUUUAUACUCACAGCGACCGAUUGUUGAGAAGCACAACACGUAUGCUUUCUACCAUCCAUUCACCGAAGCUAUCGCCGGAAUCCUGAGUGAUAUCCCCGUCAAAUUCUUACUCGCGAUCGCCUUCAACGUCAUCCUAUACUUCCUCAGUAAUCUCCGACGAGAACCCUCGCAAUUCUUCAUAUACUUUCUCAUCAACUUCAUCAUCAUGUUUGUCAUGAGUGCAGUCUUCCGCACCAUGGCUGCCAUCACCAAAACUGUGUCCCAGGCCAUGACUCUCGCCGGUAUCUUGAUUCUGGCAUUGGUCAUCUAUACAGGAUUCGUUGUGCCGGUCCCAUACAUGCAUCCCUGGUUUGGUUGGAUUCACUAUCUGAAUCCCAUCUACUAUGCCUUUGAAAUCCUAAUUGCCAACGAAUUCCACGGUCGCGAUUUUGCCUGUUCCUCGAUGAUCCCGGCCUACCCGAACAUGGACGGUGAUACCUUCAUCUGUUCCUCCAAAGGUGCCGUGGCCGGUCAAAGCACGGUCAGUGGUGAUGCAUACAUCUGGGCCUCCUAUAAAUACUCCUAUACGCACGUCUGGCGAAAUUUCGGUAUUCUGAUUGCGUUCUUGAUUGGUUUCCUGGCAAUUUAUUUCGUCUGCACGGAGCUGAACUCAUCAACCACGAGCACCGCUGAAGUAUUGGUCUUCCGGCGGGGACAUGAGCCAAAGGCCUUGAAGAAUGGCGGCGCCGAUGAAGAAGACACUAAUGGCACACAGGUUGUGGCCUCUAAUGAGAAGUCUCAAUAUAAUCUGCCAAACCUGCCUCCCCAGCGAGAUCUCUUCACUUGGCGUGAUGUCGUUUAUGACAUCAAGAUCAAGGGCGAGCCUCGAAGAUUGCUUGACAAUGUCUCCGGCUGGGUCAAACCAGGCACAUUGACUGCCUUGAUGGGUGUCAGUGGUGCUGGCAAGACCACAUUGCUAGACGUGUUGGCCCAUCGUACCACUAUGGGUGUCAUCACUGGUGACAUGUUCGUCAAUGGAAAACCUCUUGAUUCUAGCUUCCAGCGGAAGACGGGAUACGUUCAACAACAGGAUCUACACCUUGAGACAGCGACAGUGCGCGAGAGUCUUCGAUUCAGUGCAAUGCUUCGCCAACCAGCUUCCGUCUCGAAGGAAGAGAAGUACGCGUACGUCGAGGAAGUUAUCUCGAUGCUGAACAUGGAGGAAUUCGCCGAAGCGGUCGUGGGUGUGCCGGGUCAGGGUCUCAAUGUGGAACAGAGGAAACUGUUGACUAUCGGUGUUGAACUGGCUGCUAAACCCAAACUGUUGCUGUUCCUUGAUGAACCAACUAGCGGUCUGGACUCUCAGAGCUCUUGGGCAAUUUGUAACUUCCUACGCAAACUCGCCGAUGCCGGUCAGGCAAUCUUGUGCACCAUCCAUCAGCCCAGUGCAAUUUUGUUCGAACAAUUCGAUCAGUUGCUCUUCCUGGCCCGUGGUGGUAAGACUGUCUAUUUUGGGCCCAUCGGUGACAACUCUCGCACCCUCCUCGACUACUUCGAACACCACGGAGCCCGCCCCUGUGCCGAUGAUGAGAACCCGGCAGAGUAUAUGCUCGAAAUUGUCAACGCUGGCACCAAUCCAGAAGGCAAGACUUGGUUCGACCUUUGGAAAGGAAGUGCCGAAGCAGCAGGUGUGCAAAACGAGAUUGAUCGUAUUCACGAGAGCAAGAAGAACCAGCCCGCGCACGAUCCGGAUCAGCUUCCAGACCCAAGGGAACAGUCCGAGUUUGCAAUGCCCCUCAUGAAGCAAAUGCCCAUCGUCUUUACCAGAGUGUUCCAGCAAUACUGGCGGAUGCCGGACUACGUUAUUGCGAAAAUCAUGCUUGGUCUCUGUUCCGGGCUCUUCAUCGGCUUCUCAUUCUUCAAACCCGACCAUUCCCAGCAGGGUAUGCAGAACCAGAUUUUCUCUCUUUUCAUGAUCUGCGCCAUCUUUUCCUCCCUGGUUCAGCAAAUCAUUCCAUUGUUCUUGACCCAACGGGCCCUCUAUGAAGUCCGCGAACGUCCCUCCAAGACGUACUCCUGGGUCGCGUUCAUGACCUCGUCCAUUCUGGUUGAAAUCCCAUACCAGAUCAUCAUGGGUAUUCUCGUUUAUGGUUGCUACUACUAUGCCGUGGAUGGUAUACAAAGCUCCUCUCGGCAAGGACUAGCUCUCCUAUUCUUCUUGCAAUUUUUCGUGUAUUCCGGCACUUUCGCAGAUAUGGUCAUCGCAGCCCUACCGGAUGCUGAAACAGCAGGCGCCAUCGUCACUCUUCUGUUCUCCAUGGCCUUGACAUUCAACGGUGUCAUGCAGACCCCUGAUGCGCUCCCUGGAUUCUGGAAGUUCAUGUACCGCGCCUCGCCCUUCACAUACUGGGUCGGCGGUGUCGCUGCCAACCAAAUGCAUGGACGGGAGAUCAAGUGCAGUGAUACGGAAAUGUCUGUCUUCAACCCUCCGUCGGGCUUGACCUGUGGCCAAUACCUCCAAAAGUACCUAUCCGUGGCGCCUGGGUAUCUGGAGAACCCUAAUGCAACUCAGUCUUGCGCAUAUUGCUCUCUCUCAAACGCUGACCAAUAUCUGGGCUCCGUGAGAAUGGUAUGGGAUGAGCGAUGGCGCAAUUUCGGCAUUUUCUGGGUAUACAUCGUAUUCGAUAUUGCCGCCGCCGUUGCACUUUACUACUGCUUCCGUGUGAAGAAGUGGAACUUUGGUUCGAAGAAACAGAAGUCUGCUUAA
Penicillium cataractarum is the source of this 4422-nucleotide messenger RNA. Its product is annotated as putative ABC multidrug transporter. Gene Ontology annotation, cellular component: membrane. The coding region runs from base 1 to 4422 and encodes 1473 amino acids. The record is from RefSeq and is a predicted model, not a curated record. Gene Ontology annotation, biological process: transmembrane transport. The transcript is spliced from 2 exons. Gene Ontology annotation, molecular function: ATP binding; ATP hydrolysis activity; ABC-type transporter activity. NCBI's taxonomy places the organism in Eukaryota, Fungi, Ascomycota, Eurotiomycetes, Eurotiales, Aspergillaceae.